This is a messenger RNA of Coregonus sp. 'balchen', 2941 nucleotides long. The record is from the annotation of a GenBank genome assembly. NCBI's taxonomy places the organism in Eukaryota, Metazoa, Chordata, Actinopteri, Salmoniformes, Salmonidae.
CACCGGUUUCCGGUCAGUUGAAUUUUGAAAUUCAUAUUUUGAUAUCUAGUCGGGAUAGUGGUUUUACAGGUACUGUAAGACGGUGAACAUUUUGAGAUGUAGAGUAAAUGUUUAUUUUUAUUUGUAUGGAUGUAUAAGAUAAUGUUUCGUAACAUAGCUAGCUAACGUUAUUGCAGUGUUAGCUACAUGAUCUAUGCGCAGUGAUAGCUAGCUGGCUAGCUUAGUUAGCUACGUUAUGCAGGAUGAAGAGUGUUAGCUAGCUAGCUAGUUAGUAAGAAAGAUCUGCAAUAGCUUAACAGAUACCAUUUUAAAGCAUUCAAAACAUAAUCUGUGCAGUUCUUACAGUAGCUAGCUAGGUAGCUAACCUACCCAAUUUAGUAGCUAGUUAGCUAUGGUGAAAACAUUGUGUCAUUUCUUACAGAUUUCUAUCGCUAGCUACACUCCCCACUGUUUUUUGGGUUCACUGAAACCAAAAUCUGAUCAGCUAUGUACUAAUCUAGCCAGGUAUGUUAUCUAGGUGGGUGCUGAUAGCUAUCCUGCCUCAGUGAAGUGUGUGUGUCCUCUCAGACAGAGAUGGCCACACUGUUUCCCUCGCUGUUUCCCCGGUUGACAGAGUCUCUGUGGUUCAACCUGGACCGGCCAUGUGUGGAUGAGACAGAGCUACACCAACAGGAGCAACAGCACCAGACCUGGGUACAAACACACACACACACACACACACACACACACACACACACUGAGAGAGAGAAGACAGAGCAACACUAGCAGGAGUCACAGAGCCAACCUGGGUUCAGACAAACACAAACACCUCUCUCUCCCUCUUAGUUACAGAGCAUCGCAGAGAAGGACAAUAACCUGAUGCCUAUUGGCAAGCCAAUCUUCGAGGUAUCUGAGCUUUAAAUAACGUCUAUUUCACUUACCUAGACAAUUGACCUGUCAGUCACUCAUAUUUUCAUCCGAAAGUUGACCUGAAUGUAUACGAGAUGUGUAUGGAUUUUGACCAAGUGUCAUGAGAUAUUACAAAGGUGGACCAUGUUCACUUUUUAUUUGACCUUUAUUUAAGUAGGGAGUCACCACUGAGACCAGGGUCUCAUUCACAAGGGAGCCCUGCGUAUACAAUUACACAAGACAAAAUCAAAUACAAUAUAAAACACAACACAAAUAUUCAAGACAGACGACAUUCUUCAAUAAGAAGGUCCCCAAUCAGAGCCAGAGCGGCACCAGAACAUCCAAUGGUAUGCAUUUUGUAGUUGGUUCCAUGUGGGGGUGGAAAGGCAUUACAAUUCAAUAAAAUAGAGACGUUCAUAUUAGCAUUUUGUGGAUAUUCCCAACAGCUCCCAGAUUAGGGGGACUCAUUAGGGCCAGAGGAUGGAGAGGCAGGGAAAGCAGUAGCUUUAAUUAACCAUCCAAAGACAGAGUGAGGAGCGGACAGCACAUACAGCACAUACAAACACUACUGUUUUGCUUUUGUAUCGCUUGCUAGCUCGCAUUCAAACCAAGUAAAGUUAAAGAUGGUGAUCCUAAACCUCUACCCUGUGUGAACUUGGUCAUGUUGAUGUGGUGGUGUGGUACACAGAAAGUGAGUUUACCAACUAGGGAGAGGUUUUAAUAUCUCAUGACAUUUCAUUCCUCAAAUUAUACACACAUCGUUUACAAUUUUGGGUCAACGUUUGGAUGAAAAUAAGACAUGUCCUUUCAUUUAUGUUUCUGUUGAGGGAUGUUUUCUGUCAUUUUCCAUGCUCACUCUUGGGGUGUGUGUGUGUGUGUGUGUGUGUGUGUGGUGUUUGUUUGUGUUCUCUGUGGGUGUGUAGCAGACAUUUGACGAGGAGGAAGAGGAGGAGGAUGAGGAUGAGGAAGAUAGUGAAGAAGACUCUGAGGAUGAAGAGGACAUGCAGGACAUAGAUGAGAUGAACGACUACAACGAGUCACCGGACGACGGCGAGGUCAACGAGGUCAACACACACACACACAAUCAGGGGUUAGGGGUCACGUCUAUGGAACAGUAUCUAAGGGAAAUACUAGGACCUCUUAUUACUAAUUUCUCUCUGCUUCUCUCUCAUCUUGCUCAAACUGCAGGUGGAUAUGGAGGGAGCAGACCAAGACCAAGACCAGUGGAUGAUCUAGACCAGAGUAAUCCUCGCUACUCUCUGAUUCCCCCUUAGUACCAGCAGGAUAGAUGCUCAUCUACUCUCCCUGACAGUGUCUCUUGGCUGGUGUACUUUGCCUGCUGUUCACACCCACCAUGAGAAACGACAGGUUGAGCGGUGUGGUGUUUUACUGCAUGGAGGAAGUGCGUGUUCUCUCAUUCAGUGUUCUACAGUUGCAAUGUGUGAAUGUGUGAAGACUGUAAACUGUAAAAGUUUCUAGAGAUAAGUGGUUUUGCAACAUUAGGAGAAAGAAAGCCUCCUCCACCUCAACCCCCCUCUGCUAGUUCUGUCCUCCCCCACAGAUCGAGACAGUCAGCCCCCUUGUUUAGACUACACACACACACACACAUUAAACUCAAGGACAUCUGAGUGCCCACUCACUCCCCUCUCUGGUACUCGUUGUUCUGUCUGAGUGUGUACUUUGACUUCCCCCCGUCGCCAGUCAUGUGUCACAUCUAAAUGGGUCCCCCUAAAACAGCUGAAUAGGCAUAAACCACAGCCUGUACACUGCACUUGAGUAAUCUGCUGUGUGUGUGUGUGUGCGUGGCCAACAGAAAUCUGAAGAGUAAAAAAACGUGCUAUAGAAUGUCAGUAUUCAACAAAACUGAUUGAGUUGUAAAAAGGAACUCAGUUUUAUGUAUGUAUGUAAAGUAAAUAACUUUUUAAUUGGUAAAGUGUCUUAUGUAAAUAAAGAAAAACAAUGUGUACAGAGAAUGUAUGUAAUGGAUUUAUUAAUGCCACAGACAGACCUGUAAAACACACGUGAGAUGCUGUCAGUGAGAGCGAUAUUCAAC